Molecule: messenger RNA, 1899 nt
Organism: Manihot esculenta (cassava)
Lineage: Eukaryota; Viridiplantae; Streptophyta; Magnoliopsida; Malpighiales; Euphorbiaceae
Exons: 5
Coding region: 106-1425 (439 amino acids)
Molecular function (GO): nucleic acid binding
Source: RefSeq, a predicted model, not a curated record
AAAAAAAAAUUGGCACCUUUAAAUCCUAAAGCUUUAGAUUUUGGAAACUUAUGAUUUCUACCCAUUUGAUGUAAGUUUGUUUGGGGGAGCCAAUUGAAAUUAUCCAUGCAGAAACCAAACUCCUGUCUCUGCCCAAAACGAUUGCAAUAUCUCCACUUCCAUUUUUCUAAUUUGACAGUUAUCUCAUCAUCAGAAUCGAUUCCCAGAACUGAAACACCAACCUUGAACCUCCUCAUUCAGAAUCGGUACCCGGAAGAUCUGCUGCUACAAACUUCACCUCCUCUCCGCCUAUGGCAACGCGUCGGACCAUCAAGGGGCAACCUCAGUGACACUGUCAACGAUUUUAGAGUUUCUGAGGAGCCAAUGGAUUCUUCCAUCGAGGAAUUCCAUCCGAGGCGCCCACUCUUGACCCGAAGGCUACUCCUCACCUCAGAUCAUCAACAGAAUUCACCUUCUGGAAAUGUUGUUUUACGGAUGGAACUAGAUAUUCAGAGAUUCUUACAAAACCCUUAUCAACAACAAUUUGAAUUCCAGCACUUCCCUACUUCAUAUCUUAGGCUUGCUGCACACCGUGUUGCUCAACACUAUGGGCUGAUAACCAUGGUACAGGAUAAUGGCAUAGAUGGCUUGGCAAAUAAAAUUCUGGUAAAGAAAACAGCACAAAGUAGAUAUCCUCCGGUGUGCUUAUCUGAAAUUCCUGCUAAACAGUUAGAAAGUGAUAAACCUGAGCUGCUUAAGAUUGCUAUCAGGCCAAGGCCUAAUAAAGGGUCUGAAAAUGAAUCUAGUGAAUUUGGGAUCAAACGGAGUCCUGUGAGAAGUGUGGAAGAGAGAAAGGAGGAGUAUGAUAGGGCAAGAGCUCGCAUCUUCAGUAGCCCUAGCAGUCCCAACUCAGAUGAUACAGUAUCUCAGGGUUAUGUAGACAGAAAAAGCACAAGUGUAAGCAAGGAUGAGCAGGAAGGUUGCAGGAAUGCUGUAAGUGUGCCUGAAAAAUAUAUUUGCUCCAGGGAUUAUGCACCAUCUCGAGUUGCCAUUUUCAGGGAUAGAGAGAAGGAUCGUACUGAUCCAGAUUAUGAUCGGAGCUAUGACCAGUAUGUAAGAAGCCUUCCAACUAAUCAAAACUUCAACUUGGCACCAUUCGAUAUGCAGAAGAUUCAACUCCCGUUUGUGCAGUAUGAUACUGGUUUCACUCAGUUGGGUCAGAUGCCAAGGACUCAAACUUCUCUUGGCUACAGGCCUGCUACGACCCCAGUUAUGAACCCUUUCUGUGCAGUAGGAUCAAAUCAAGCAUCAAGAGAUGCUGCAUAUGUUCAAUGGCCAAGUGUUGCAAUGACAUAUGCUCAUUCAUAUGAGCAAUUUAGACAUGCUGUUUUCCAGGCUCCAUGCUUUCAGCAACCUCUAAGUUUCGAUUACUCUCAAAACCAUUAAGUGUCUGCUAGGUUGGAAUUGUAUUACUGAUCUACCUGCAAAUUCUCUACACAUCUAGGAAGUUCCAUGUUGGUAGGAUAAUUCCAAAUCCCUUUGUUGCAAACCUUCUAUUCUAGUUAAAAUUAUUGUUUCUUCUUGCUUCUCUUUGUGGACCUUAUAUUAGUGUGUUAGUGAGUGCAUACUCUGUGGAUCUUUCAUUGAUGUGUUAAGUGUUCAAUGCUCUUUUGCCUGCCAUAUUUCCUUUCUAAGUUAUAGUAGCUUGUUCUUUUGCAUGUGAGGUGGAGGCUAGUAAUUGGUUGGACUUUUCUGUUAAGCACCAUCAAACCGCCGGUAUUAUGAUUUGCUUUUUCCUAAAGUAAAUGCUUAAACAAGCCUUCAUAGGUUGACUAGUGAGCUAGAGUCACAUGGGGGGUCAUUUAUUUAAAAAUGGGUUAUCAGCAUCUUUGCCAGCUCCAAACUCAUCAUGCCUUUAUC